Molecule: messenger RNA, 1437 nt
Organism: Neurospora tetrasperma FGSC 2508
Lineage: Eukaryota; Fungi; Ascomycota; Sordariomycetes; Sordariales; Sordariaceae
Exons: 2
Coding region: 1-1437 (478 amino acids)
Source: RefSeq, a predicted model, not a curated record
AUGGCAGCAUUUGUUUCAGCGCUAAAACUUGCUUGUGCGCGGCCGUUGCCAGCAGAUCUCCCGGCGUGGUUCCUGGCUGUGUGCCACUCCCAACCAGAAGGCUCCCCGAACCCAUCCUCGGUACCUUACACCACCAGCAUGGCAACAGUGCAUGGCCAUAGCAUGUCUAAAUCUGGCGUUGGCCGGGAUUACAUUACAGAUCUUUACAUUGGACCACCUCGACGGCCUCCUCAACGGCCUCCUCGAUGGCCUCCAUUACCCACAUCCAGACAUUCACGAGGGACAUCACUUCCACCUCUAGUCAUCCCGAACAAUGCAUCUCCAGCACCGAGACCGCUUUCUGAGUUCCGGCCCAAGGAAGCAUCCGCUACCGUGUUUCUGAACUUUUCACUUCCACGGCCUGUUGCCUGCAGAAAGAAAUCAAGCGUUGACAUCACCGCAUCCAACACACAGUCAACACAUCUUUCUGUACCAAACACAAACUCAACACAUGGCGAAAGCAAUCACUUCUCGUCCAACGCUGGCUGUGUUCCACCUCCCCCAAAAUCACCACAACGACCCUCAACGUCCAGGGGACACUACCAAAUACCCCCUCCCCUACCAACACCAAACCGACCUCUAUCAAGCGGAUCAGACUCAAUACCAUCACGGCCCCUCUCAUCAGGAUCCGACCAAGUCCCAGAACUAGAACCGGACUUUUACAAUGACGACGUCAGCAUCAUCUCCGACGCAGCCCAAACACCUCCACCACCCACCUACGCGCCUCCCUCACCACCAGUCAAAUCACCCCUCCGUCCCUGGUCCGUAGGAUCCUCCUACUCUCAAGUCUCGUCUUCAUCUUCUUCUUCUUCAGGAUUUCCACUGCACCGCUCCAGCUUCUACCCCGGCAAGCGCAACCCGCCACCACGCAUCAACUUCCGCCCCUCCUCCCAGGCUUACUACCCCACAAGCAGAAAGAGCGUGCCCAACCUCCGACAACAGUCAGAGUCAGCAGACGACUCGACGGGGUCCGAAGACAACGACACAACAACAACAACCACCACGGGAACAACAGGAAAUGGAAGACGGCAGCCAAAGACUUACAAGCUCGACGCCCGAAGCCGCCGCCGCCGCCGCGAAAUGAGCCCGUCGGAUGUAGACCUGGAUGACCCCACCGCCCGUGAAUGCAGCAAGGCCGAAGCCGAGGCUUUCACGCAGCUGAUUGGCAUCAUUGAUCGGUUUAACGCCAGGGAGGGGGGAUCGCCGUCUGUACCUGAUCGGUUGGCGAGACGGGUGUCGUCGUUGCAUUUGCGGGUGGCGACGCCGGUGUUUGAUCCGGCGGAUGAACAGAGGGAGCUAUGGGCUAAGGGCUUGAGGAAGGUGAGCCCGACUGUGUAUGUGGCGGAUGUGGACAGCGUUUGGGGUUAUUAUUUUAAUGAGGAAGACACUCCUAUUUGA